This is a messenger RNA of Histoplasma mississippiense, 1047 nucleotides long. RefSeq lists its product as hypothetical. Gene Ontology annotation, biological process: lipid homeostasis. The coding region runs from base 1 to 1047 and encodes 348 amino acids. The record is from RefSeq and is a predicted model, not a curated record. The transcript is spliced from 2 exons. Lineage: Eukaryota; Fungi; Ascomycota; Eurotiomycetes; Onygenales; Ajellomycetaceae. Gene Ontology annotation, cellular component: endoplasmic reticulum; membrane.
AUGACGCUUCACAUCCAUGAGGUCAUCUUUUUUUUUGCGUUCUACCAGCUCAUCCAGUCCGUGGUGUCGCCGCUUCUCUCGACCGCUCUGUUCCCCAAAUUUUACCCUCACUUUAACCGUCGAACGAAGCUGAACUGGGAUGUUCAUGUAGUGUCUCUUAUUCAAAGCUGCCUCGUUAAUGCCGCCGCUCUUUGGGUUAUGUUUGCGGACAAGGAGCGUCAGGCGAUGACUUCGUCUGAGAGGGUCCGUGGCUAUUCAGGCACAUGUGGCCUGGUACAGGCGAUGGCGGUGGGAUAUUUUAUUUGGGACCUGAUUGUUAGCACGCGGUACAUUGGUGUGUUUGGUAUUGGGCUUUGGUUCCAUGCCGUCAGCGCGUUGUGGGUGUUUAGCUUGGGCUUUCGGCCUUUCGUAAACUACUACGCCCCAACUUUCAUCCUUUAUGAACUCUCCAGCCCGUUUCUCAAUUUCCACUGGUUUUUCGAUAAAGUCAACAUGACGGGCAGUAAGGCACAAUGGUACAAUGGAAUGAUGCUGCUAUUGGUGUUCUUUUGCUGUCGCCUUGUUUGGGGUACAUGGCAGUCCUUCCGGGUUUUCAUCGACAUCUUCACGGUUUAUUCAGGAGCCAGUGGUGGCUCUACCCGGAUCUCAGUAAAUGCAACAAAUGCAGAAGCUUCCAAAUUCGCGGAUGACUCAAUGGCUGGUAGCGUCCCCCUCUGGCUUGUCGCGACGUACCUCAGCAGCAACUUCACCCUCAACUCCUUGAAUUUCUUCUGGUUCUGGAGAAUGAUCGAAACCGUCAUGAAGCGAUUUAGAGCGCCAGCACCAGACACGAAGACGAAAGUGGAAACGGAAGAGCCCGCUACAGCGGCCAAAAGGGAAGCUUCCGAUAGCAGUGACGCCGUGCUUGAAGCAGCUGCUAAACUUGAGGAACAAGAGAGACUCUUCAUCAACGGCGGCAUGCCUGAAUAUUCUGAUGGGGAGAAAACAACAGUAACAUCAUCGACUGGCACUGCAACUGCUCCUUCAGCUCGGAGGCGGAAAGGGUAG